Ostertagia ostertagi is the source of this 423-nucleotide messenger RNA. The record is from the annotation of a GenBank genome assembly. NCBI's taxonomy places the organism in Eukaryota, Metazoa, Nematoda, Chromadorea, Rhabditida, Trichostrongylidae.
AUGAGCAAAGUAACUCCAGCUGACUUGAACUGCGACGUAUCGGUGACGGGGAGCCGGGUAGGCUUCCUGAUCACGAUGGCUGUUAAGGUGCUGGGAAUCGUGUCUAGGCCAUUCGAACGUCGGGAGUCUGAUCCCACCAGUGUUCAGGUUAUGGAAAAUGGAGGCACGUCAGCGCUGGAGACACCAAGUUUACCGCCCGUCUACCAGCAAUCGUCAACACGACGGCUGGCUUUCGGCUCAACGCCCUACGACACAUCACAUCCGUCAAAAGACUUCUAUAACAACAACACAUUGGUGAACCUGAGCAAGCUGUUCUGUGUCGCUGUUCUUCUUACCGCCUUCCUUUUGGUAAUGACUCGGGGAUUUUCAUACUUUAAUUCCCACGAAACCAAUUCGACAUCGACAGCAUUGUUCUUUCUGUAA